GUCCGUCCAAAUCUUUCAUCCGAUUGUCGAAAGCAGCGCAAUCUCCACCACGCUAUCCAAACCCCCGCAUCGGCAAGCACAAAUAUCGAACCGAAUCUAGUCGAAAUCCAAGACGGCAACCACACUGAGCUAAAUGGCUUCCCUCUCCACCACCACAAGCACCGCCGCCGGCGAAUCCCUCCGCUCCUUCGCCGGCCUUCGCCGCGAGACCCGCAUCCUGAGGGGAGUCGCGGCGGCAGACGCGCCUGGCUCCCAGCUCCGCAGACGGCAGCUCGGCGUGGUCCGCGCGAGCCGCACAAGCCCCCGUUUGAAUGGGCGCAAGCUGCGGGUGGCGGUGGUGGGCGGCGGCCCCGCGGGAGGGUCCGCGGCGGAGGCGCUGGCGAAGGGAGGGGUGGAGACGAUGCUGAUCGAGCGGAAGCUGGACAACUGCAAGCCGUGUGGGGGGGCGAUCCCGCUGUGCAUGGUGGAGGAGUUCGGCCUCCCCCUCGACCUCAUCGACCGGCGGGUGACCAAGAUGAAGAUGAUCUCCCCCUCCAACGUCGCCGUCGACAUCGGCCGCACCCUCGGCCCCGACGAGUACAUCGGCAUGGUCCGCCGGGAGGUGCUCGAUGCCUACCUCAGGGAGCGCGCGGCCGAGGCGGGGGCGUCCGUGAUCAACGGGCUGUUCCUCCGGCUGGAGCAGCUGGAGGGCCCCGGUGGCCCCUACAGGAUCCACUACAACGAGUUCUCCCCGGCGGGAGGGGGGGCGGGGGAGCGACGGACGGCGGAGGUGGACGCGGUAGUGGGGGCGGACGGGGCCAACUCGAGGGUGGCCAAGUCGAUCGGGGCGGGGGAGUACGAGUACGCCAUCGCGUUCCAGGAGCGGGUGCGCAUCCCAGAGACGAAGAUGGAGUACUACAAGGAGCGAGCAGAGAUGUACGUGGGGGACGACGUCUCGCCCGACUUCUACGGGUGGGUGUUCCCCAAGUGCGACCACGUCGCCGUCGGCACCGGCACCGUCACCCACAAGGCUGACAUCAAGAAGUUCCAGGCCGCCACGCGCCUCCGCGCCAAGGACAAGAUCGAGGGCGGCACCAUCAUCCGCGUCGAGGCUCAUCCCAUUCCCGAGCACCCUCGCCCUCGAAGGGUAUUGGGAAGAGUGGCACUUGUAGGUGACGCAGCUGGUUACGUAACCAAGUGCUCCGGCGAGGGGAUCUACUUCGCGGCGAAGAGCGGGCGGAUGUGCGCGGAAGCGAUCGUCGAGGGUUCUGAGAACGGCAGCCGCAUGAUCGACGAGGGCGACCUGAGGAAGUACCUGGAGAAGUUCGACAAGAUGUACUGGCCGACGUACAAGGUGCUCGACGUGCUGCAGAAGCUGUUCUACCGCUCCAACGCGGCCAGGGAGGCGUUCGUGGAGAUGUGCGCCGACGAGUACGUGCAGAAGAUGACCUUCGACAGCUACCUGUACAAGAAGGUCGUGCCGGGGAACCCCCUCGACGACCUCAAGCUCGCCGUGAACACCAUCGGCAGCCUCGUGAGAGCCACCGCCUUGAGGAGGGAGAUGGAAAAGCUCACCUUGUAAACUGGAAGAGACCACAGGAGAGGUUCUUAUGACUGCAUGCUAUUGAACUAGAGAUGAUGUUGUUGCAAGCAGGCAUUUGCUGUAAUUCUCAUUCAGUGGCAAUUAAUUGAUGCAAAUACUUCUUUGCA
Messenger RNA from Musa acuminata AAA Group (dessert banana), 1689 nucleotides. Its product is annotated as geranylgeranyl diphosphate reductase, chloroplastic. The transcript is spliced from 2 exons. Gene Ontology annotation, cellular component: chloroplast thylakoid membrane. NCBI's taxonomy places the organism in Eukaryota, Viridiplantae, Streptophyta, Magnoliopsida, Zingiberales, Musaceae. The record is from RefSeq and is a predicted model, not a curated record. Gene Ontology annotation, molecular function: FAD binding; oxidoreductase activity, acting on the CH-CH group of donors, NAD or NADP as acceptor. Bases 134 to 1561 code for a protein of 475 amino acids. Gene Ontology annotation, biological process: chlorophyll biosynthetic process; photosynthesis.